AUGGGAAAAGUUCACGGAUCCCUCGCCCGUGCCGGCAAGGUCAAGUCUCAGACCCCCAAGGUCGAAAAGCAGGAGAAGAAGAAGAUCCCGAAGGGCCGUGCAAAGAAGCGGAUGCUCUACAACCGUCGCUUCGUGAACGUUACCCUUCUCCCCAACGGCAAGCGGCGAAUGAACGCCAACCCCGAGAAGUGA
Molecule: messenger RNA, 192 nt
Organism: Epithele typhae
Lineage: Eukaryota; Fungi; Basidiomycota; Agaricomycetes; Polyporales; Epitheliaceae
Product: ribosomal protein S30
Exons: 4
Coding region: 1-192 (63 amino acids)
Biological process (GO): translation
Cellular component (GO): ribosome; cytosolic small ribosomal subunit
Molecular function (GO): structural constituent of ribosome
Source: RefSeq, a predicted model, not a curated record